AUGGAGAACGGGGAACCAUCGCGGGGCGGCCAUAGUGAACAGCAACAGAAUGGCGUCCCCAAUGCGGAAAGUAACUGGAUUCAGGAGAUUUUUCGGCAGCAGCAGAUAUCCUUACACCAGCAGCAAGAAGCAUUUUUGCACCAGCAAGAGCAGUUAGUAACCAAAGUGCUUGCGACUAUGAAUGUGCGGCAGCAAUCAGGAUCGGAGCAAAUCAUCGAUGCGUUGGCGAAUCAUGUUAAAGAGUUCCGUUAUAAUCCGGAUGAUCGUGUACUAUUUGCCGGAUGGUUUACUCGCUACGGCAGUUUGUUCGAAGAGGACGCGAAGCAGCUGGACGAAGCCGCUCGUGUGCGACUGUUGUUGAGGAAGCUUGGGAUCGUGGAACAUGAGAGAUACGUCUCACACAUACUGCCAUCGAAGCCGAAUGAUUUUGAUUUUGCGGCGACUGUUGACAAGCUGAAGAAGCUGUUUGGUUCACCGAGCUCUGAGAUGGAAAGGCGUUAUAAAUGCCUUAAUCUUGUGAAAACGAAGCUGGAGGAUUUUGUAGCAUACUCGUGUCGCGUAAAUAAGGCUGUAGUUGAAUCGGAGCUUGGCGGAUUAUCAGAAGAGGAGCUGAAAUGUUUAUUGUUUGUGUGCGGACUAAAGGAGGAAUGUUAUGCUGAUGUGCGUACUCGACUGUUAAGCCGAUUGGAGGACAAACGAGUGACUAACCUUAGUCAAAUGACUGACGAAUGCAAGAGAUUGGUUCAACUCCAGCUGAAGGAUGAAGCUAUUCCUGUGUUCCGGCCCAAGCGACCAGUUGCAUACGCGAUGUUACAGGCUGUAAAUGAAGAGCUUCAACGCUUAGAGGAACGAGGAAUAAUCGCACGUGUGGAGCAUUCAGAGUGGGCAGCUCCCAUCGUGGUUGUACGAAAAGCGAACGGAAGUAUAAGGAUCUACGGUGACUAUUCCACAGGCCUUAAUAAUGCGCUGAUGGCGCAUCAAUAUCCGUUACCUCUUCCAGAAGAUAUAUUUACUAGCUUGAGCAACUGUACGGUAUUCAGCCAGCUUGACCUCUCCGAUGCAUUUCUUCAAGUAGAGGUGGAUGAAAAGUGUCGUGAGCUUUUAACCGUAAAUACCCAUCGCGGGUUAUUCAAAUAUAACCGAUUACCACCAGGUGUAAAAGCUGCGCCGGGAGCGUUCCAGCAAUUGAUGGACACAAUGGUGGCUGGUUUGGUUGGAGUAGCGGUCUACCUAGACGAUAUUGUUAUAGGAGGAAAGGAUAUGGCAGAUCAUGAUAAGAAUCUUCAUGCAGUAUUACAGAAGAUUCAAGAGUACGGGUUCACUUUGCGAGCAGAAAAAUGCAGUUUUCGCAAGUCCCAGAUUAAAUAUUUGGGUCAUUUGCUUGACGCUAAAGGAUUGCGUCCAGACCCGGAGAAGAUCAGUGCCAUUAUCAAGCUGCAACCACCAACUGACGUCUCGGGAGUGCGAUAA
Messenger RNA from Anopheles moucheti, 1470 nucleotides. RefSeq lists its product as uncharacterized. The record is from RefSeq and is a predicted model, not a curated record. Lineage: Eukaryota; Metazoa; Arthropoda; Insecta; Diptera; Culicidae. Bases 1 to 1470 code for a protein of 489 amino acids. The transcript has 3 exons.